AUGGCACCCAGCAGUGGAUCAUUGGUGAUAUAUUUAGAUCCACUCCAACCUAAACGACAAACCUUGUGCCUCACUGUUAAAGGUAUAUCAGAAAUAACAGCAUCAGUGAAUCCUGCACCUAGUUCUGAUCCAGAUGUUGUAGUCUCAUGUUCAGCCACUGGUAAACCGGCUCCAACUAUCUUCUGGAAAUCUGCAGAGAAAGAGUUGAACAACUUUAGGUCAAGUAAUUUCACAACUCUCAACAAAGACCGUUCAACCAACAUUACGAGCAACCUCACGCUUCCACUGUCACAGUUUCAUGGGAAGUACGUGGAAUGUGUUGCUCAGAGUGACGGCAUAUUGAAGAGCGUCCAAAUCUUUGUGCCUGAUGAAAAUAAUAAAGUGAACAACGGUCCAAGAAGUUACAUUGUUACAAUUUCAGUACUCAUUAUCAUGACUGUUGUGGUUCUUGUCAUUAUUGCCAUCUGUCUUCACACCAGACUAAAGAGAGCUAUUUUUGGGAUAAAAUCUACUUAUGAGGAACCCCUUAAUGCCCCAAACGAGGAAUGUUAACUUUGCUGCUA
Molecule: messenger RNA, 563 nt
Organism: Sinocyclocheilus anshuiensis
Lineage: Eukaryota; Metazoa; Chordata; Actinopteri; Cypriniformes; Cyprinidae
Product: OX-2 membrane glycoprotein-like
Exons: 5
Coding region: 1-552 (183 amino acids)
Biological process (GO): heterotypic cell-cell adhesion; negative regulation of neuroinflammatory response
Cellular component (GO): axon; cell surface; neuronal cell body
Molecular function (GO): cell-cell adhesion mediator activity
Source: RefSeq, a predicted model, not a curated record